Haemonchus placei is the source of this 942-nucleotide messenger RNA. NCBI's taxonomy places the organism in Eukaryota, Metazoa, Nematoda, Chromadorea, Rhabditida, Trichostrongylidae. The record is from the annotation of a GenBank genome assembly.
AUGCAAAAAUAUGACAAGUUGGAGAAGAUUGGAGAAGGCACCUAUGGAACUGUAUUCAAAGCUCGUAAUAAAGAAGGAGGCGAAGUAGUAGCUUUGAAGCGUGUUAGACUUGACGACGAUGAUGAGGGAGUUCCGAGUUCAGCACUGCGGGAAAUCUGUAUCCUGAGAGAAUUGAAACACAGAAAUGUCGUCCGCCUUUAUGACGUCAUUUAUUCGGAAAGUAAACUUACCCUGGUUUUCGAGUACUGUGAUCAGGACUUGAAGAAGUUCUUCGACUCGCUAAAUGGCCACAUCGAUCAGCAGGUCCGACACUCUCGUCCCUAUCUUUUGUACCAAAACUGUUGGUUCAAUCCGAAGAUUCAGAUGGCGAAGUCGUUGAUGCAGCAGUUGUUGCGAGGAUUAGCUUUUUGUCAUGCACAUCACGUUCUUCAUCGUGAUCUCAAGCCACAAAAUCUGCUCAUUAAUUCUAAUGGCCAACUGAAAUUGGCUGAUUUUGGCCUUGCUCGUGCAUUCGGAGUUCCGGUUAGGUGUUAUAGUGCUGAGGUUGUGACACUGUGGUAUCGACCGCCAGAUGUUUUAUUCGGCGCGAAAUUAUAUAACACAUCCAUUGAUAUGUGGUCAGCAGGGUGUAUUUUUGCUGAGAUUUCAAAUGCUGGUCGUCCACUUUUCCCCGGCGCAGAUGUUGAUGAUCAGCUGAAAAGAAUAUUCAAACAACUGGGAACGCCCACUGAUGACACUUGGCCAGGCCUUUCACAGUUGCCGGAUUUCAAGCCGAUGCCAUUGUAUCACCCAGCAAUGACGUGGGGUCAAGUGGUGCCAAAUAUGUCUGCAAGUGGCCGUGAUCUUCUUCAGCGACUUCUUGUAUGCAAUCCAAAUGGUCGUUUGGAUGCCGAAGGAGCUCUGCAACAUGCGUACUUCUCCGAUUUCUCCGAUGUUUGCUAG